AGUAAUCGGUUUGGUGUAGAUCCUCUCGGUCCCCAAGUAGACGCAGGUAACCGUAUUCAGGAACUAACUGACAGCGAAGAUUUAAUUGAAUUGGGUGAAGAUUCGGACGAUACUGUAACUGGAGCCCCAAAUAAUAAUUCUGCAUCAGAUUCAGAGGAUUCAGAAGAGGAAAUGAAUCACUCGGCUAUUGAAAAAUUGAUCGAGGUUCUCAACAACACAGUAACCCAGAUUAAAGAAAACAGUAGGCCCCCUCCAAGAAACCCUCCCCGAAAUAACAUAAUUUGUUUUAACUGUGGUAGAACUGUUCACAUUGCCCCUCCACCCCAACAGGAAGCUAUUCAAACCCUCUUAAAUUCAAUGGCUAACCUUAAUAUCACUAAUCCCACUAAUAAUAAUAAUCAAACUUUUAUUCAUCUUCCUGAAGAAGAUACUCCUUUCUUUGCCAACAGUGUCACUCCUAAGCAACAUGAUACCAGGAGUCAUAAGCGUGUUAGAGUCGAGUCUGAAGACAAAACAAAUGAACCGAGUAUUAGAGAGUUUUCUAAUCUACUGGAGCAAGAUAAGACUAGUGAUAAGCCUAAAUUUAAAGUAGCUCCUGAAAUUCUUAACAUUAAACCCCUUCGAAUAACCGCCCCUGCUUUAAUGACUUCUGACAAUCAAAACUUUAACAAUAACCCUAAACCUAGUACUGAUAUCCCUAUCUUUUAUUCCGACUAUGAGAAAGAUGAUAAUAAUACUUUUGUUGAUACUAAGUCUGUAGACUUUAUUGAGUUUACUGACUUCUAUUCUUAUAAUAAUGACGAAACUGUUGAACAAUCUUUUAAUAUCGAAAAUUUAGAUCCUCCUCAUCAAAUAGAAUUAGAAAACCUUCUUUGUAAUAACAGUAAUGUUUUCGCUUGGACCUCUAAUGACCUUGGGAGGACUGGGUUGACUAAACACAUAAUUGAUACAGGUGAUGUGUUGCCUAUUAAACAAAGACCAUAUCGUCGCUCCCCUAAGGAAAAAGAGUAUCUCAAAAAUGAAAUAGGUCGAAUGCUGCGUGAUAAGAUAAUAAGACCUUGUUGUAGUCCCUGGGCCUCCCCAGUGGUUUUGAAAGAUACUUAUCCCCUCCCUCAUGUUGAUGAUUUAUUGGAUACUCUCCGUGGAUCUUGCUGGUAUUCUUCAUUGGACCUUGCCUCUGGUUAUUGGCAGAUAGAAAUGAAGGAGUCAGAUAAGGAAAAGACUGCCUUUAUAACAGAAUAUAGAACUUUUGAGUUUAAUAUUAUGCCAUUCAGCCUUGCGAAUGCUCCCUCUACGUUUCAAAGACUUGGUGUUAUAGGGAAAUUUAUUGUUGUCUAUUUAGACGAUAUUAAUGUUUUUUCUACUUCAUUUCCUGAACACUUAAACCAUCUGCACCAGGUUUUUCAUAUUCUUCGUCAAGCCCACCUUAAACUUAAACCAUCUAAGUGUUUUUUUGCUAAAAAGCGAUUAAAGUUUUUAGGAUAUGUUAUAGGGCAUAGAGGUAUAUCCACUGACUCUAGUAAGAUUAAAGUCAUUCGUGAGUUCCCUGUUCCCAAAAAUCUGCGACAGCUUCAUGGGUUUUUAGGUCUUGCAUCAUACUAUCAUCAUUUCGUCAAUGGUUUUACUAAGAUAGCCCAUUCGUUAAAUCAGUUGUUAAGAAAGGAUGUCACCUAUAAUUGGGGUCCCUCCCAACAAUGUGCUUUCAAAGCUUUAAAGGAUAAACUCUCUUCUUCCCCUAUUUUAGUGCCUAUCAAUAGAUUGGCUCAAUGGAUUUUAUCUCUUCAAGAAUUUGAUUACACCAUUAAGCAUCGUCCCGAGUACCUCUAUAAUUUUAUAAUUCCUUCAGAAUUUACCCUAGCCCAAAUUAAAAAACUUAAACACCAGACUCGUUAUUUGUUCGUUCUCAAUGAUCUAUUAUAUAAAAAUAACCCCAAGAAUCCUCAACGACCUCGUAUAAUUUUAAAGGAAGAUGAAAUUGAGUCUAUACUGUACAGUUUCCAUUCAGACCCGUUAGCCAGACAUUUUAAUGUUAUGUCCACAUAUCACAAAAUUGCUGUUAAGUACUUUUGGCCUCAAAUGGGUGAAGAU
Messenger RNA from Dentiscutata heterogama, 2088 nucleotides. Lineage: Eukaryota; Fungi; Glomeromycota; Glomeromycetes; Diversisporales; Gigasporaceae. The record is from the annotation of a GenBank genome assembly.